AUGGCUGCGCCCACCAACAAUCUCGCCCUCCGCCAAGACGACGGCGUAACCCGCUGCAAAGUCGAAGCCGAAGCCUCGCACUCCUACGGCGGCGGCGGCCCCGGCCAAGUGCCUGUCGACAUCACCGGCGGAGGAAUCUACUGCUACGAUGUCAACAACAACCAAGUCUACGCCAACGGAGACGCCAACGUGAACAACUUCAAUGGCGCUACCAACACCGUGUCGGGAGCAGACUGCCACACCCAAGGCGAUGUCACGUUCCACACUGCGUAUAAUACUGCGAGUAACCACUUUGAGAUUUGCACUAUUACGUACAAUGGGGCGGAUACUGAGGGUGUGGUUACUAGUAACAUUGAUUCUGGGACGGUGAGCGUAUCGACUUCUUACUGUACUAUCUACAUUCCUUGCUAG
Molecule: messenger RNA, 411 nt
Organism: Alternaria ethzedia
Lineage: Eukaryota; Fungi; Ascomycota; Dothideomycetes; Pleosporales; Pleosporaceae
Exons: 2
Coding region: 1-411 (136 amino acids)
Source: RefSeq, a predicted model, not a curated record